AUGAACUCGGAACGAACAAGAUUCGAAGAAGUUAAAGUUGAAGUAGAGAAGAACAUAGGUUGGUGGAUAACACAACAGUUAAAUCACUUGCAGCUACUUCCAUCAACAUUAGCUAGACUCUCAUUAAAGCGCAAGCUCAUCAAUGCAGAGGAAGCAACACGAAAGAUCCAAACAUUGGGGAGAGGCGUCAGAUCAAAGGCACUGGAAAGGAAGAGCUUUGGAAGGAGCAAUGACGAGUACCUCCUCCAUGUUUGGGGCACAAAAGCGAAGAAGAAGAUGAAAAUUAAGAAUACCGAGAAAUCAGGGUGA
Molecule: messenger RNA, 309 nt
Organism: Sphenostylis stenocarpa
Lineage: Eukaryota; Viridiplantae; Streptophyta; Magnoliopsida; Fabales; Fabaceae
Source: the annotation of a GenBank genome assembly